AUGGAACAAGUCGCACAGUCGAGGCCCUCUCGACAGGCAGUCGCGAGCGAUAUAGAUGCCGCGGCCUAUGCGAACAAUCAUGUCGAUACCAGCUCGUCAGUGCCUGUGAAGCAGAAUGGCCGCCUGGGUUCUAAGGAGUUGAACAAACGGAGUCUGGAUUAUGUAUUAAGGAGCGGGCUUGCGGGGGGUCUGGCGGGAUGCGCGGCCAAGACGGUUGUCGCGCCGCUCGACCGCGUGAAGAUCCUUUUCCAAGCGUCUAAUCCGCAAUUCGCCAAGUAUACAGGUAGCUGGUUUGGCCUUGUAUCAGCGGUUCGGGAUAUCCAUCGACACGAGGGUGCGCGCGGUCUUUUCAAAGGUCAUUCCGCAACGCUUCUUCGAAUUUUCCCCUACGCUGCCAUCAAAUUUCUCGCAUAUGAGCAGAUUCGUGCCGUGAUCAUUCCCUCGCGGGACAAGGAGACGCCAUUCCGCAGACUCAUGUCUGGGAGUCUGGCGGGUGUCACGUCAGUGUUCUUCACAUAUCCGUUAGAAUUGAUUCGGGUGCGGCUAGCGUUUGAGACGAAGAAGUCCGCGCGGUCGUCGUUGGCAGGCACGUUCCGACAGAUCUAUAACGAGCGGGGUUCGCUGCCGUCUGCAUCCAGUGAGUUGGCCGCAGCCAAAGGGACAGCAGGCUCUGUUGCGGCUGCAGCAGAGAAUGUCUCUUCUGCGGAGAACAAGGUCGUUCCUCGAUAUGGGUUAGCCAACUUCUAUCGCGGGUUCACACCCACCCUGCUCGGCAUGCUUCCCUACGCGGGCGUCUCUUUCCUCACACACGACACCGUCGGCGACUGGCUUCGCUCUCCUCUCCUCGCUCGCUACACCAUCAUCCCAGCAUCUGAUCAGUCCUCCCACAGCCAGUCGCAGAAGGGCUCACGACGGCCACAGCUCACCGCUGCGGCGGAAUUAUUCUCCGGCGCUAUCGCCGGUCUUGUGUCGCAGACAUGCUCCUAUCCUCUUGAAGUCGUUCGACGCCGAAUGCAAGUUGGGGGAGCCGUUGGGGACGGACGCCGAUUGGGUAUUGCGGAGACAGCAGGCAAGAUAUGGCUCGAGAAGGGUUUACGAGGGUUCUUUGUUGGCUUGACAAUCGGCUAUAUCAAGGUGCUGCCGAUGUCAGCCACAGCCUUUUUCACAUAUGAACGAUUAAAGUGGUCAUUGGGGAUUUAA
This is a messenger RNA of Aspergillus fischeri NRRL 181, 1200 nucleotides long. Its product is annotated as coenzyme A transporter. Gene Ontology annotation, cellular component: mitochondrial inner membrane. Gene Ontology annotation, biological process: transmembrane transport. Lineage: Eukaryota; Fungi; Ascomycota; Eurotiomycetes; Eurotiales; Aspergillaceae. The transcript is spliced from 2 exons. The record is from RefSeq and is a predicted model, not a curated record. The coding region runs from base 1 to 1200 and encodes 399 amino acids.